This is a messenger RNA of Exophiala bonariae, 1845 nucleotides long. RefSeq lists its product as uncharacterized. Gene Ontology annotation, molecular function: DNA binding; zinc ion binding. The coding region runs from base 1 to 1845 and encodes 614 amino acids. The record is from RefSeq and is a predicted model, not a curated record. Gene Ontology annotation, biological process: DNA-templated transcription. Lineage: Eukaryota; Fungi; Ascomycota; Eurotiomycetes; Chaetothyriales; Herpotrichiellaceae. The transcript is spliced from 4 exons.
AUGGACAGGAGCCCUCCGUCCAACCACAGUGUUACUAUGUUUCGCCGUGAAGACGACAUUGUGGCUCAGAAGGCUAAGUCAGGAGCUGAUGGGACCGGCGAUGCUGCCACCGCUGUGGCGGCAGUGGAGCAACGUGGUCUUCAAGUGAUGAGCCACUCCCCUACUGAUCUAGGAGUUGAGUCACCCAAGUUCUGUGGACCUUCAAGUUCGGAACAUACUCUAAAGGUGAUAGGUGGGGACCUCAAAGCAAGAGGCAUACCCACUGCUAUACUGGGGACUGCACCGCCAACUUCUGGAGUUGUGGGCGGCAUCCCAAGAGUAGUCCAGUAUGCACCUGUGAUGAGCCUCCUGACGAUGGAUCCUCUGUGGGAAUUUCAGAAAGAAGAGGCACUUAAGCUAGUCGACGAUUGGUUUGACGAAAUUGGUUCCCUCUAUCGCAUCGCACAUCGAAAAACAGUUCUAGAGAAUGUCACAUAUGUUUUUGACAUUCUAGAACGUGCUCAUAGGGAGGGUCUCAAGUCAAUUGGAGAAGAAGUGGCGGAAGCUCUUCUCAACAACGAGACAAGCCAGUUUAAAUUGAUUCUGGCCAAUCAGCUAACUUUGGAGAACGGGGGCAAAAGUCAUGCCGCUCAAAGACUAUUUCAGAGUGUUAAGGGAGUGGUAGAUGAUCUCCUGUGGCAUCCCAUAGGAGUUCCCGGUAUACAACUGCUCAUGUUGGUGGCUUUAUAUCACUAUCACCUUAGCGAUGACCCAACUACAGGUCGGAUCAUGAGCCAUGCGGCAAGACACUGCCUGGAAAUGGGUUUAAACCGUCUAGAUGUUGUUGAGAAGAUCUUUCCCAACCCCGAAGAACGAGAAGUCUCAGUGCAAGCAUUCUGGUCUGUUUAUAUCUUCGAACGACGAGUCAGUCUAGGAUUAGGUAUACCAUAUUAUGUCCAAGACAUUCUAGUCGAUCCACGCUUGCUUGAAUCGGCCCUUGACAGCUCUGAGCUACAUCUGGGUAUCAUGCUUGAGUGGACAAAACUGGCUGGGAAAACGUGGCAGGCUUUGAACGGACAGCAUGGAGAUAAAAGUGCUGAAAUCAAUCAUGAAGAAUUGGACUAUCUGGAAUACCAAAUCUUACAUUGGUAUGAGCGUAUUCCUCCUCAUCUCCAGCUGAGUCACGACCGAUCAGAAAGACAGACACAGUACAAAACUCUCCAAUACCUGCAAAUUAUCUUAUUCGUUCGCAAAAGCCAUCUCCUUACCUUGAUCUACCGACCCGUCCUACAACGUGGCCAUAUUCAAAAGCACCAGCGACAUGCUCAAACGGGGGUGAGAGUCGCAAAAGAAGCAAUUCAGGUACUGUCGGAACUUACAGAGCGAACCGGCUUGAUUCGCAAACACGCAUUAUUUUUCAACCAUCUCACACUAACUGCCUUCGGAAGUCUCCUAUCCGCAGUGGUUAACGGGAGCUCCCUGUUUUGGGAUAAGCUACGAACGGAGUUCGACACGGCUCUAAAUCUCAUCAGAGUGCUAAGCACUAACUCGGCCCCCCUGAUGCGGUUGUGGCAACGCCUCGAAGGACUCCGGGACCUACAAGCCAAGCUCCAGAGCGCGUCAGACAUGCAAUUCGUUGAGGUUCCAAAUGAUCAGAGACCACCGCCGCUUGGUGGACUGUCGCUGGAUGAGCUGUUUCCCACCUUUCCGGAUAUUCCACCGAUUGCAGACCCUUCAGCAGGUCUCAUGAAUUCUACGCUUGCUAGUGCGCAGAUGAGGGAACAACUUAAUAGCCUUUUUGAAGUACCUGUCAGUUACGAUAGUUUCUUUGACUUCACUGACAUGGAUUGGGAACAGCCGGCCUAG